Molecule: messenger RNA, 4044 nt
Organism: Schistocerca cancellata (South American locust)
Lineage: Eukaryota; Metazoa; Arthropoda; Insecta; Orthoptera; Acrididae
Gene: Srrm234
Product: serine/arginine repetitive matrix protein 2
Exons: 11
Coding region: 281-3808 (1175 amino acids)
Source: RefSeq, a predicted model, not a curated record
UUUGAGAAACAGUAGACAUUACUGUAGAUCACGCGGAAAUAGUUGAUUUCGUAUGUUCAUGUGUUAAUCAUGUAUCUCUGUGUUUCCGUGACUGCGAUUGCAACGCUGUUACCGAGAGUGUUGUAAACUACAUAUUGGUUUUACGUAUUAAGAUGGCUCUGUGUUGUUGUGGGAAGGUAUAGUUGUUGUUUACGCCGUGUGUGAGAAGUUGUGUAUGUUUGGAAUCGUAAUAUUUUUGAAAGAUUCGAACUUGCUAAAAACACAGAUACUCUAAUACACCAUGUAUAACGGAAUUGGUUUACCGACUGCCAGAGGCUCGGGAACUAAUGGCUAUGUUCAGAGAAACUGGGCAUUUGUACGUAAAACGAAGGAUAAAGUGACGUACAAAACUGAAGAAGAACUGGAGAAAUUAGAAUCGACAAGUAACAGGCAACCAAACAGAGAAAUAUUGGAUCAUGAAAGGAAGAGGAAAGUCGAGAUCAAAUGCAUGGAACUGGAAGAAAUUCUUGAAGAUCAAGGAUACACAGCGGAGGAGAUAGAACUGAAGGUAGCAGAAUAUCGCACCAUGUUGGUCGACAGUGGCGGCAAGGCAACGGCCAUACCCAGGGACGAAUUCGGACGCUUCGCUGUUCGAGAAACUCAUCAGAUUGCCGAAGCUCAACAAGAGAAAAAUGCCAAGUUACGUGAAGCUUUUGGUAUCUCUGAAUACUUUGUCGAAGGCAGUAGUCUGGAUCCACAGCGUCAUGUGAAAGAGGCACAAGCUAAAGCAGCUGCAGAACAGAACAAGAAAUAUACUUUGGUCCGUACUCCCAGUCCAGAGCAGUUAUCGUCACAUACUGGAGAGAAGGCCAAGAAAAGAAAGAGAAAAUCCAGAGACAGUUCCACCAGUCCUGAGACGAAAAAAGAAAAAAAGAAGAAAGCCAAGAAACACAAGAAAGAAAGAUCAGAAUCACCGAAGCAUUCGAAGAAGAAGCAAACUGGGAAGGACAAAAAGAAGGAAAAAAAUCGCCACAAGAAACGAAGAUCAUCGUCAUCCUCAUCAGAUUCAUCGUCAUCAAGUGAUGAAGACUCCAGCAGUGGUUCAGCUUUGAGCGAUAAAAAGAAGCAGCAGCAGCAACAACAGAAGAAGAAAGAUAAGGCACGUGAACAGCAAUCUAAACCCACUGAUAAAUCUGAAAUUCAAGUCAAAGAGAAACAUCUUGCAUUAGAGAAACGACGAACGAUGACCUUCUCAAAGAAGAAAGGGUCAAUACAUGACAGUUCAUCUGAAAGUGCUUCUGAAGUUGAAGAAAAGUUGACAAAGAAGAAUACAUCUGAAAAAGGAGAACGCCAUCGUAGCAGAAACCAUGGGCUAUCUCCAUAUAGUAAUCACAGAAAUCCUGGUGAAUCAAGUUCACGUUCAGUGGAUAAAUCUUCAUCAAAAAGUAAUUCUCAUGAUAUCACUAGCAAGUCUGAUAGUAAAAAGGACAGAACAGAUCCCAAAAACAAGAAAACAAUUGACACAGGACAGGAGAAGAAACAGAAAGAAAGAGAAAAUAAGAAGAGGAGAAAUAGUAUAGAAGUUUCACCUGAUGCUCAAUCACGACAAUCGUUAUCUCCUUUUCCAAAGAAAAGUUCGAGCAGCAAAAAAUUCCAGGCACCACCAUCACCAAAGUCAAAGCAUGCCCAGCAGAAAUCUAAAUCUCCAUCCACAAAGCAGCAUAAAUCUGCUUCCAUUAGGAGAAGCAAGUCAAGAUCACCAGUAACAAAAAGUGUGCGAUCUAAAGAAAUAAAAUCUUCACAAAAAAUUGUAUCACCAAAGGCCAGGCAUCAGAAGUCAAGAAGUCAUUCAAAAUCAAUCUCACCUCGACGCACUAUAUCUGACAUUAAGAGAUCAUCACGUAAGUCUCCUUCUCCGAGACACAAGCGGAAAGAUGGGCCCAGAUCAAGAAGCAGGAGCAGAUCACAUUCAGUACCAAGAAGCUACAGUAGAAACCACAAACGAUCAAGGAAGAGCUCCUCUGAUUCACCUGUUUCUCCAAAACGUAGACAUUCCUCAAGGCAUCGAUGUAACAGUGACACACGGUCACCAUCCCUCAGAACUAGCAGAUCGCGAACCCGCCGAGACCGAAGAAGUUCUCCAAAAAUGUCGUCAGUUUCACCCAAACAUAAACGUACUAAGUAUUCUAUGUCUCCCACACUCAAAAAGUCGAUACAUUUGAGGAGUAAAUCAAAAUCCCUCGAACGGAGCCAGCUGGCUGCAAAAGUAUCCAAGUCAUCUUUGUCACCUAAGUCUUCAGCACCCUUGAGGUCAAGGAGCAGUAGUAGAUCCCAUAAUCGAAACAGGAAGUCACCAGAUAAUUUAAUAAAACAAAAGGGGUCAAGAUCACCUUUUAACACAAAGAGUAAAGAACGAAGACAUCGAAGUAGGAGUAAAUCACCAAUAAAGAAUCACCACAGCAACAGAUCUCCCAGCAGAACUAAAUUAAAGAAGACGUUGUCUCCUGAAAAGCCUGAUGUCAGCAAAUUGAAAAAAAAUUCACCACCUGUUCAGAGUAAGAAGCAAACAGAUACUUUGAAAUCAAAAAGAACUAACAGUAUGAGCAGUGAUAGCAGUUCCGCUCAGACAAGCCUCAGCUAUUCACCUAUAGAGAAGUACCCAGAACGUUACCAAGAUGUAUUGGAUUCAAAGGCAGCAAGUAAAAAGAACAACAUUGCUUCCAAAUCUCUGAACAAACUGUCAAAAAGGAAGAAUUCAAGACACAAGUCGAAGUCUAAAUCUCGCUCUCCAUCUCGAAAUCGAAGGGUUGCAGCAGCAAUUAUACCUAGGGUUCGACUUCGAUCUUCUAGUGGAGAAGAAGAUGAUGACGAUGAAGAGAAAGAUAACAAAGAGAAGGAAGAGGACAGUCAGGAAAUGGAAACACUGAAACUUUUGAAAUCUGGUCUUGCUGAGAAAGCAAAGGAAUCAUUAGAAAAAAAACUAACAAAACCAUCACCUGAACAUCAGAAACCUGAAGAAUCAGUUAACAAAGAUACUGAAACUGAAAGUGAAGAAAAAAUAGAUGAUAAGGGUAGUAUUCCAGUUUCGAGUGUGGAAGACUCCAUUUGUGACAUUGCUCUACCUCAGAAAAGUCAGACUUCCGAUGAUAAUGACACUGCAUCGGAUAACGAAAAACCCGAUGUAAGUCAGAAGUCCCCAGUAGAUGUUCCUUGUCCUUCUGAGGAACCUGACAUUGCUGUCAUGCCAGAUUCAAUUCCAAAACCACCAGGUUCACCUCCAGCAAAAAAACCUUCUGAAACUGUUGUCAAAUCAGAACCUAUUGAUGACUCGACUACUGCUUCUAAUAUUGAAGUUUUCCUGGAAACUUUGAAGUCUCAACUUAGGGACUCUGUCUCCCCCCCACGGAGGCUCAACCGAAAUGCAAAUUCCAGCAGCAGAUCACGAUCUGGGUCAGAGUCAGCAGAGCGUAGUGUGAAGACCUCUCAUAAAUCCAGGAGUUCAUCACGUUCAUCAUCAAGUCACAGAUCAUCCCAGCGGAGUGUUAAAGGUUACGUGUACAGCAGCAGUGACUCCCGCAGUAGCAUCUCACGCAGUGCUUCUCGCAGCAGGUCACGAUCUAGCCACUCGGAUUCAAGUCGUUCGGGGUCUAGAUCUCGGAGUUGCUCCAGCAGCUCCUCAUUCACUAGCAGUUCUACUACCCGCUCUCGAUCACCUUCUAUUCCACGCCGCCGUGGCUCGCCAAGUUUCCUUGAUCGUCGUCGUAUCACCAGGGAUGCUGGAAAAUCCAAAUCAAGGUCGAGUUCCAGAUCAUCUCUAAGCCUUGAUUAGCCUGCAUCAUGGCAGUAUAGGAUGCUUGUGACAUGAACACAUAGUGACAUGAUCUAUUGCUGCUAGUGUACAUUAAUUUUCAUUCACAGCUUGUAAACACAAGGACUACAAUCUCAUUGUCAAAUAGAGACCGCGACUGUGUUACUAACUUGUCAGCACAGUCAUUCAGAGUGUAUAUGUACAUAUGUACCCAUGUACACAAUUUUUGUGUAAAUUAUUAAAAUUUCUUUUAUUUU